CGCUGUUGUUGACACUUCGACAGGCGACAAUGGCGACCGAAGUGAGACAGGAGCUUGCACAGCUGAUGAAUUCAAGUGGAUCUCAUAAAGAUCUUGCUGCCAAAUAUCGCCAAAUUUUGGACAAGGCCAUUCAGUUCACAGAUGCAGAUCAACUGGAAUCCUUGAAGGCCUUUGUUGAAGCAAUGGUCAAUGAAAAUGUCAGUCUUGUCAUCUCGAGACAGCUGCUCACAGAUUUCUGCACACAUCUCCCCAACCUGCCCGACGCCACAGCUAAAGCAGUGUAUCACUUCACCUUGGAAAAGAUUCAGCCGAGGGUCAUCUCCUUUGAGGAACAAGUAGCCUCAAUCAGACAGCACUUAGCAACCAUUUAUGAAAAGGAGGGAGACUGGAGAAACGCUGCCCAGGUUUUAGUUGGCAUUCCCCUGGAAACAGGACAGAAGCAAUACAAUGUUGACUAUAAGUUGGACACAUACCUGAAAAUUGCCCGACUCUACUUGGAGGAUGAUGAUCCAGUGCAGGCAGAGGCCUACAUCAACAGAGCCUCACUGCUUCAGAAUGAGUCCUCUAAUGAACAGCUGCAGAUACACUAUAAGGUAUGCUAUGCCAGAGUCCUAGACUUCAGGAGGAAGUUCAUUGAAGCUGCUCAAAGAUACAAUGAGCUGUCAUACAAAUCAAUUGUCCAUGAAAGUGAACGUCUGGAAGCACUGAAACAUGCCCUGAACUGCACCAUACUGGCCUCUGCAGGCCAGCAGCGCUCCCGUAUGUUGGCCACCCUCUUUAAGGAUGAGCGCUGUCAGCAGCUGGCUACCUACGGUAUUCUGGAGAAGAUGUACCUGGACCGUAUUAUCAGAGGCAACCAGCUGCAGGAGUUUGCUGCCAUGCUGAUGCCUCACCAGAAAGCCACCACAGCGGAUGGCUCCAGCAUCCUCGACAGAGCUGUGAUUGAACACAACCUCCUGUCUGCUAGCAAACUCUACAACAACAUCACUUUUGAAGAACUAGGAGCACUAUUGGAAAUCCCCCCAGCAAAGGCUGAGAAAAUUGCUUCACAGAUGAUCACUGAAGGACGCAUGAAUGGCUUCAUCGAUCAGAUAGAUGGCAUUGUACACUUCGAGACCCGUGAACCCCUUCCUACAUGGGACAAACAGAUCCAGUCUCUGUGUUUUCAAGUCAACAACCUCUUAGAAAAGAUCCGUCAGGCUGCUCCGGAGUGGGCUGCGCAGGCGGUCGAAACCCAGAUGACCCAGUAAACAUCCCCAACCCCUCCCAAAAAAUCCCCCACACUGCUUCCUCCGCCUGUCCCAAAGGGUUGUCUUCCUGGUCAAAAAUGUCACCACUUCAGUCCCAGUACUGAACCCGCCCGCGGAGAGAGGCCUCUGGUAUCACCAUCACUUGUUUCAAAGAACACUGUUUCAUUCUUUUGCCCACGGGGAAAAUAUGUUUCUCAAUAUUUCAGAUCUGUGUCUGGCAUAGAUGUAAUCACAGGAGGGAUGUAAUGCAACAUUUAGGUGUGACUUCAAAUUGGUUACUUGCCAUUUUAAACAUUUGGAUAUGUUCAUUUGGAUAGCUGACAUGUAAUAGGGUCAAAAAGAAGUGAAAAAUAUGAAUAACUGGUCCAUUUAAUCUUUUGUUUUCCAACACAUUCUUAUGUUUUUAAUGUAACAUAAUGACACAGCAAUAUCUGCCAAGUGGGUCUUGAUUUAUUCAUGCAAACCUCCUCUGUCUACAUCCACGAAAUUACAGCAAAGAGAAUUAAAUUCAAAGCUGAGAGAAAGAGUUAUUUUCUGCUUCAGUAAUAAUUCAUUGAAAUGUAAUCAAAGUUUAAAUAAGCAUUCAUGCGACAAAGUCACGACAUGCAGCUUUCCCGUCACGUUUUCUUUUAAUCAUCUAGAUGUUCCUUCUGGUUUUCCUGUGAGAAAAUAAUUGUAGGUCAGAGUGUUGGAUGAUUCAGACGGCAAAUCUUCAAGCAUUAAUGUAGGUUUUCUCCCUGUUAGCCUCCCACAGCACACACUCAUUGGACUCAUUCCACUGGACCCACACACAGGUUUAAAGAGGUCUGGUCACCGUCUGUCUGUUAUCCAGGCUGAAAAAUGUCUUAAUGAUACAUACACAACAUUCAUGUGAAAUGCAAGAUUUUAAAAACACUUUUGCUCCUCUUAAACUACAAUAAUUUGUACGACAUAUAAUAUCAAAUUAUUUUACCUUUUCGUAGUUGAGUCCUGAUAAAGAACACAACGCACACAAGUUGUGCUGCUGUUGGCUGCAGCAGCUCAUGACUAAUAUACAUGUAUUUGUAGAAAUUAACUCACUUGAUUAACUUACUUGAAAGGAAGAACAUGAUGACGACUAAAAGCAGAGAAUGCAUUAAGCUGCAUAAUGACAAAACCUUAAAGGCGCAGUGGAAACUCCCCAGUGCACAUUUUCAUUUCCGGUAUUUAUAAUCCAAUAACGUGUUCAUGUCAUUUACAUGCACAGUUUCUAUUACAGUUCUAAAGUUUACAAUUGUGAAUUAAUUGUACUGAUAAGUAUCAUCUGUGAAGCCGAAUCCUGAUAAAAGGUAGCGUGUACAUGCUGUAAAAAAAAAAAAUUUAUGAAAGAGCUGGACUAUUGCAUGUCGUAAAGUCUUUUCUCACAGCGUAUCAGAAGGGGCAAAGGUCUAUUCCAUCAAGGUGCGCCAGCGAGAAAAACAACGUCCUGAAACUGGCACCACUAAAUGGAAAAGCUAAUAUAAUAAUUAAUGUUCUGGUGCACAUAUGAGGCACGUUAAAAGUUGUAAGAAUGAACUCAACACUCACAUAAACGUUUGUGGUUGUAGCUCAGUUCAUUGUUGUUUUUUUCUUUUCUCAGGAAUUUUUUAUGACAAUGAAAAACUUGAUAAUUCUCGCUGUCUUCAAACUAAUCGUCAAUAAAAUAAAGAAAUACAAAGA
This is a messenger RNA of Chelmon rostratus (copperband butterflyfish), 2927 nucleotides long. It is a transcript of the gene cops4, whose product is annotated as COP9 constitutive photomorphogenic homolog subunit 4 (Arabidopsis). Gene Ontology annotation, cellular component: cytosol; COP9 signalosome. The coding region runs from base 30 to 1250 and encodes 406 amino acids. The transcript has 10 exons. NCBI's taxonomy places the organism in Eukaryota, Metazoa, Chordata, Actinopteri, Chaetodontiformes, Chaetodontidae. The record is from RefSeq and is a predicted model, not a curated record.